UACGGUUUGCAUUAUAUGUUAUACAUUACAGGUCACGAUCUGCAUGAAGUAACAAAGAACUUGCAGCCUCCUUUGACUAGUUAUAACAUUACCGGAUUGAGAUACGAAGAAAAUACGAAAUACUACACAAUAGUGCAGGCAUUUAAUCUAGCUGGUUUACAUACUACGGAGGUAUCUGAUGGAUUUAUGUUGGAUUUAGAACCACCAUCUCCAGGGAUUGUCAUGGAUGGACUUGUUUUACUGGACAAACACGCCACAAGCGACACCAACCGUGUCCAGUCUUUCUGGCAUGGCUUCUCUGAUACAGAAUCUGGUAUCAAAAACUAUGAAUACUGUAUUUCCUCGGGCGAUUUACCAGGGGAAUGUGAUAUUAAACCACUUUCACCAGUUGGGAUUGUUACAGACAUAGAAUUCUAUCCAGAUAUCCCACUCAAACAUGGUGGCGCUAUCCAAGGGGAGGUAAGGGCUCGUGAUGUUGUAGGACACGUGUCUAAGCUUGUGUCUUCAAAUGGCGUAAUAAUUGACACGACAGCUCCUGUUAGAGUAAAAAGCGCAUUGAAUGUCAACCAAAUCCUUAUCUGACGCAUCUUUUGAAAAUAUUUUGAACUUUGAGGCUUAUUCUACAAUAUGUGAUAAUAUAACAGAAUCACAGUGGGAUUUGGCUCGAGAUACUUGCGUUACUCUCGAGAAGUCAAAUAUGGCACAUCAUGGUUCUAUAAAACUACACCUACAGGGUUCGAUUUCACAGAAAAUUGAUACCAAAAUGAAUGGCAAAUACAGGCUGAUAUUCUAUACUUCAACUAUACCAUCACAAAUUAUUGCAUCUAUCAGCUGUUGAGGGAUACACCCAGGUAAAUGAUCAAAGACACGUGUUCAUGAUGUACAGCAAGCCUAACACUGAUACAUACUUAUGGCAGAAACAUGUUUACUAUUUCCAUUUGGAUACAAACACAUCCAUGGUACAAUUUGGAACUGUACAAACAAAUUCCGCUUUUGCUAUAGACGGGAUUGAAUUUCAACUUUGUGAAGUUUCUACGAAUGAAACAGACGAGGCAGACGGACAUGUGAACAUUCAUACAGUGUUCGUUCAUGAUUGGUCAUCAAUUCAUGCAGAAUGGUCUUUCGUUGAUUUGGAAACGGACAUACUUGAAUAUAUGUGGGCUAUUGGGACUGUCAAAGGCGGAACUCAGUUACAAACAUUUGUAAAUGUUGGACGACAAACGUUUGCUAGUAACAACACACUUAGACUGGAACACGACACUGUGGUAUAUAUAACAGUUAUUGCAAUAAAUGCUGCAGGACUACGUACGGUGAGCUACUCAGAUCCAAUUAUGAUCGACCUGACAAAACCUGAAUGUCAUUUUGUAAAUGAUGGUCCUGUACAA
Ruditapes philippinarum (Manila clam) is the source of this 1385-nucleotide messenger RNA. RefSeq lists its product as uncharacterized. The record is from RefSeq and is a predicted model, not a curated record. The coding region runs from base 16 to 582 and encodes 188 amino acids. NCBI's taxonomy places the organism in Eukaryota, Metazoa, Mollusca, Bivalvia, Venerida, Veneridae. The transcript is spliced from 4 exons.